Molecule: messenger RNA, 4467 nt
Organism: Lontra canadensis (Northern American river otter)
Lineage: Eukaryota; Metazoa; Chordata; Mammalia; Carnivora; Mustelidae
Gene: ANKAR
Product: ankyrin and armadillo repeat containing
Exons: 24
Coding region: 117-4454 (1445 amino acids)
Molecular function (GO): protein binding
Source: RefSeq, a predicted model, not a curated record
CUGAACCCGGUCGCUGUGAAUAUUCUGGGGACCAGAGUGGACGCAGCUUCCUUCUCCUGGACAAGAAAGGAAUCAUUCCAAAAAACUUCAGAAAGGCCACCUACAAUUAAUAAGAAAUGUUAAGACUGCCCAAAAAAGGCUUACCUAGAUUUGAUCAAAUUCAAGAUGAAGAAACCUACCUGGAAAACUUGGUGGUACAGAGAAACGCUUCUGCUUUUUUUGAGAAGUACGACCGGACGGAAGUGCAGGAGUUGCUAACCACGGCCCUGGUCAGCUGGCUGUCCGCCAAAGACGACGUCCGCUCUCAGCUCGACCUCCCGUGUGGAAUUAUGACCCAAAUGAACAAUGUGGGCUUCUCCACUGCCAUCCUGUUGACUCCUGUGGACCCGACUGCCCUCUUAGACUAUAGGGAAGUCCAUCAAAUCAUAAGGGAGUUGGCUGUUGGAAUUUAUUGCUUAAAUCAAAUUCCCUCAAUCAGUUUAGAAGCUAAUUACGAUCAGAGUUCCUCUUGUCAAUUACCACCCGCUUAUUAUGAUACCAGAAUUGGGCAAAUUCUGAUCAAUAUUGACUACAUGCUGAAAGCAUUGUGGCACGGGAUAUACAUGCCCAAAGAAAAACGAGCCAGAUUCUCUGAACUGUGGCGUACUAUCAUGGACAUUGAUCCAGACGGGAAGCCUCAAACCCAAAAAGAUAUUUUUGCAGAGUUUAGUUCUGCAGGCCUGACUGAUGUCACGAAGGACCCAGACUUCGAUGGGAUCUAUGACGAAGACAUGAAUGAGGAUCCCACGUACGAUCCCAAUAGCCCUGAAGAAAAAGCUGUUUUUAUGAAAUAUGCUGAAAACAUUAUGCUGAAAUUAACAUUCAGUACCACACAAGUUCAGCAGUAUGAAAAUGUUUUUAUAUUUGAAGCAGCCUAUUGGCUUACAAAUGCUAUAAAAUGUACUCAGGACUAUCUUGAUAUUUGUACCUACCAGAGGCUACAGCAAAGAUUGUAUCUCCAGAAAAAGAUUAUUCAAAAACACUUUGAGAAGAAAAAAGAAAUCAGAAGAGGGAUAGGAUACCUAAAGUUAAUAUGUUUUCUGACUCCAUUUUUAUUGAGUUUAAAAAAGAAGAUGAAAGUUCCAUAUUUAAGUAGUCUGCUUCCGCCUUUUUCAGAUGACAAGGUCAAGACAGAGCGAGAAUUGCCUCCGUUUAUUUAUGGACGAGAUUUUAAAUGUCAGCAUUUUCACUACAAAGAGGAUCAAUAUUUUCAUGUUCAUGGAGGAGUUGAAUUUGAUAUCAGCACACCUUCAAUUGAGAAUGCUUUGGAAGAUUUUAAGAACAAUUUAGAAAAAAUACGGGAUUGUGCUGCCAAUGCAUUUGUGGAAGAUUCGGGAUACAAGGAACAUUACUCAAUACCAGUCAUGGAACUUAAUGGAAAAAGCUACUAUGUGAUCUGUUUUGAACUUGAAGCUUUCUAUCAUCAACUAUACAAGACAAAAUGGUGGGGAGCCAUAAAUGAAGUCGUGAACAGUCUGAAACCAAAAAGGCUUCCACUAACAGAUGCUCAAUUACAUGAACAAUUUAAGAAAAAAUUUGGUUUCAAAAAAGCUAUGAAAUGCAAGAGCAUCCCAUUUGGGAUGAAGUCUGCUGUUGAAAGAGGAUUGUCUGCUGUUUUCCAUACAUUUAGCCGUAAAACCUCAAGCUUGACCAUCAACGUUUCAGACGAAUCAGGUUAUGCCAUUUUCCAUCACGCCGCCCUGCACAACAGAGUGGCUAUCGUAUGUCAGCUGCACAAUGCGAACUUCAACGUCAACCAGAGACGCUUUAUUACGUUUAGUCAAGAGUCAUCAAAAAUGGACAUGAAAAAAGAAAGAAAUGGUCCAACACCUCUACACCUGGCAGCGCAGGCUUGCUCAUUGGAGACAACCAUCUGUCUGCUCUGUUUCAAAGCUGAUUAUACGCUUUCUGAGAAAAGAGGCUGGAUGCCCAUUCACUUUGCUGCUUUCUAUGACAAUAUUGGCGUCCUCACUGCCCUUUAUAGGAAGGAUCCUAGUUUGCUGGAGGCAGAGGCAACAGCUGAGAAUCAGUGUACUCCCCUGCUACUCGCUGCCACCUCGGGAGCCCUGGACACUAUUCAGUACCUAUUUUCUCUUGGUGCUAACUGGAGAAAAACAGACAUCAAAGGAAAUAAUAUAAUUCAUUUAUCAGUGCUAACUUUUCACACAGAGGUUCUCAAACAUAUAAUAGAGUUAAAUAUUCCUGAACUCCCAGUUUGGAAAACUCUGGUAGAAAUGUUGCAUUGUGAAAGCUAUAAACGACGGAUGAUGGCUGUGAUGUCUUUGGAAGUAAUUUGCUUAGCAAAUGAUGGAUACUGGAAAUACAUUUUGGAUGCAGGUACCAUUCCUGCCUUAAUCAAUCUAUUGAAAGGCUCCAAAAUAAAAUUACAGUGCAAGACAGUCGGGUUGUUGAGUAAUAUCUCGACCCACGCCAGCGUCGUGCGAGCUGUGGUGGAGGCCGGGGGCGUCCCGGCCCUGAUCCACCUGCUGGCGUCGGACGAGCCCGAGCUGCACUCCCGCUGCGCGGUCAUCCUGUACGACGCCGCUCAACUCGAGAAUAAGGACGUUAUUGCCAGAUACAAUGGAAUCCCAGCUCUAAUAAGUCUUUUGAGGUUAGACAUAGAAAAUGUGCUAAUAAAUGUAAUGAACUGUAUACGGGUGUUAUGUAUGGGAAAUGAACAAAACCAAAGAGCAGUGAGAGACCAUAAAGGCAUCCGAUAUCUUAUCACAUUUCUGAGUUCUGAUUCAGAUGUGCUGAAGGCUGUAUCUUCUGCCACAAUCGCUGAGGUUGCCCGUGACAACAGGGAUGUUCAGGACGCUAUUGCUCUGGAGGGAGCCAUUCCUCCUCUGGUGGCUCUUUUUAAAGGGAAACAACUUAGUGUCCAAGUGAAGGGAGCAAUGGCUGUGGAAUCACUGGCUAGUUACAACCCGUAUAUACAGAGAGCAUUUCUGGAAAAAUCAUUAAGUAAAUAUCUUUUAAAACUCCUCAAGGCGUUUCAAACAGAUGUUAAGGAACAAGGAGCUGUAACCCUUUGGGCCUUGGCGGGACAAACCCUGAAACAGCAGAAGUACAUGGCAGAGCAGAUCGGAUACAACUUUAUAAUAAACAUGCUUUUGUCGCCGUCUGCUAAAAUGCAGUACGUUGGAGGUGAGGCGGUCAUAGCCCUAAGUAAGGACAGCAGGAUGCAUCAGAACCAGAUCUGCGAGGGCAAUGGCAUCGCUCCGUUGGUUCGCUUACUGAGGAUUAGUAAAAUCGCGGAAGGCACACUUCUGAGUGUCAUCAGAGCCGUGGGGUCCAUUUGUAUUGGUGUCGCCCAUACAAGUAAUCCUAUCAGUCAACAAUUUGUUGUAGAGGAAAAUGCCUUUCCAGUACUUAUUCAACUACUGAGAAAUCACCCUUCUCCUAACAUCAAGGUUGAAGUGGCAUUUACCUUGGCAUGCAUUGUCCUAAGCAAUGAUCUGUUACAGAACGAAUUACAAGAAAACGAAGGAUUUAGGUAUGCAGAUGUCCUUCAACUUCUUCACUCACCAGAUAAGGAUAUCUGUUUAAGGGCAGGCUAUGCAUUAUCCCUUUUUGCCUUCAACAAUCGCCUUCAACAAUACUUAAUUUUGGAAAGUGGAAUAAUGACCAUAUCAAUCUUUGAACCCUUUCUUGAAUCUACAGUUGAAACUGAGAAGGCAAUGGCAGCAUUUCAGAUUAUUAUCUUAGCUAAAGUCAUUAUAGAUGUGGACCAUAUUACUUUGUCUGCAAGAGGUGUUACUAUUUUAGUUGAUAGUCUGUAUUCAGUUCAUUCCACUACUAUUAUCUUGACAGGGAAUUUAAUAGCUAGCCUGGCUCAUUCUAGAGCUGCUAUUCUAGAAGCAUUUACCACAUUAGGGACAAUCCAACAGCUCUGCUAUCAUUUGUAUUCUGGAAAAGAAGAGGUUCGCACAGCUUGCUCCUGUGCUCUCGGCUACUUAACUUACAAUGCGAAUGCUUUCCGCAUCCUACUAAAGGAAUGCAGAAAUAAGCCUAACCAGUUCCUCCGUAUAACAAAUAAUAUCAACAGAGAUGCAAGUAUCAACCCAGCUUUUUUAAAGGAAUUUCAAAUGCAGCAACGAGUGGGACUUCCUUCCUUAAGUCUAGAGAAAAAUGGAGGACCAUCCAUAAUUCCUGUCUUUAAAAAAGGGAAAGAGCAUCGAAGAAAAUUAAAACCUAAAAUUCAACCAAGAGAUUCUUUGACUUUCAUACCUCCUGUAACCAACUUCAUGGGACUCUUCAGAGCAACAAAAAAGGCCCCUGUUUCUCACAAUAUUUUUUCCUUUUCAUCUGCAAUUUCAUCAGAUAUCACAGAAGUAUCAAGACCAAGAAUAGUGUUUUUGAGCCAACUCGGGAAACAUGUACAGAAAGCUAACCCAGAGCCUACGGAAGGCUAAUAAAACCAUUAAU